Leptosomus discolor (cuckoo roller) is the source of this 669-nucleotide messenger RNA. The record is from RefSeq and is a predicted model, not a curated record. Lineage: Eukaryota; Metazoa; Chordata; Aves; Leptosomiformes; Leptosomidae.
AUGUCCCGGUCUGUGAGUUUCAGCUCUCGCUCUGUGGCCGUCCCAGGGAUCAACCAAGUGCGGGUCAGCACCGUCUCCUCGACCCGUGGAGUAGGAGGGGGUGUCGGCUUAGGCAGGGCAGGUGGCUUUGGCAGCUCCAGCCUCUACAACCUCGGCUCUGCCAACAAGCGGAUCUCCUUUGGAGGUGGCAGCUCCUACAGCGCUCGCUCUGGGUACAGCUAUGGAGGCAUGGGAUUCGGUGGGGCUGUCAGCCCUGGGGGCAUUCAGGAGGUCACCAUCAACCAGAACCUCCUGACACCCCUGAAUCUGGAGAUUGACCCCAGCAUCCAGCGGGUGCGCAAGGAGGAGAAGGAGCAGAUCAAGACGCUCAACAACAGAUUCGCCUCCUUCAUUGACAAGGUCCGGUUACUGGAGCAGCAAAACAAAAUGCUGGAGACCAAAUGGAGCCUCCUCCAGGACCAGAAGACCACUCGGAAUAACAUUGCUCCCAUGUUUGAGAUGUACAUCAACAACCUGCGACAUCAGCUGGAUGGGUUGUUGAAUGACAAAGGGCGUUUGGAGGGGGAACUGAAGAACAUGCAGGAUCUUGUUGAGGAUUUCAAGACCAAGUAUGAAGAUGAAAUCAACAAGCGCACGGCAGCGGAGAACGAGUUUGUGGUGCUCAAAAAG